Messenger RNA from Syngnathus acus (greater pipefish), 3537 nucleotides. It is a transcript of the gene sltm, whose product is annotated as SAFB-like, transcription modulator. Gene Ontology annotation, cellular component: nucleus. The record is from RefSeq and is a predicted model, not a curated record. Gene Ontology annotation, biological process: regulation of mRNA processing; regulation of transcription by RNA polymerase II. Bases 38 to 3118 code for a protein of 1026 amino acids. Lineage: Eukaryota; Metazoa; Chordata; Actinopteri; Syngnathiformes; Syngnathidae. The transcript has 20 exons. Gene Ontology annotation, molecular function: RNA binding; sequence-specific DNA binding.
CGAUCUGCACACGUGAUUAUAAAAUUCAGUCGUUAAAAUGGCGUCGGUAGCCAUUUCCACGGCGGUAAAGAAAAUAACAGAAUUAAGGGUUGUUGACCUUAAAUCUGAGCUCAAACGACGGAAUUUGGACACUACGGGUGUUAAAAGUGUCCUUCUCGCCAGACUGAAGCAGGCUAUCGAGAGUGAAGAUGCAGACUCCAGUAGUUUUGAAAUACAACCUCCUGUAGGCACAUCUACUCGUAAAAGAGGCAAAGGAAAGAAAAUGGACUUGAACUUGGACACAACCAUGGAAGAUGGUACGCCUUCAGAGGAAACAGAGGAGUAUGAGUCAGAGAAAGAUGUAACAGAUACAGAUGAUGGUACACGCGAAAAUUGUAAGCCUGCACUCAGCGAGGACAACCUCUCUCAGCCUGAGCCCGAGGCUGAGACCACUGCUGAAGCUGACGUUGAACCGGAGACAGAAGCCGCGCUCGCCAAGGCUGAUUCAGAGCCCGAGGUGACGAAUCCUGACACGGAUGCCGAGCCAGAGGUGGAUGCCGAGCCAGAGGUGGAUGCCGAGCCAGAGGUGGAUGCCGAGCAAGAGGCAGAAGCAGAUCCGGAGCCGCACGUCGAUGAUGGGGUGAAUGACGAACCCCGAGUCGACGAUCAGGCAGAGGCCGAGCCGCAGGGCGACGAGGAAGCCGAGCCUGAGGCGGACGGGGAGGCCGAACCUGAAUUGGAGUCCGAAGAAGAGAUGGCUGCCGAAGCCAUGGAUUCCUCGAAAGAAGCAGAGGAUGAUCACCUUUCUGUGUCGAUACAAAAUGAAGAUGCCAUCACCUUGGAUGUUGAUGGCGAUGAUCUUCUGGACACAGGUAAACAUGUGAAACUUCCAGAUUCAGAGGCCGACAAGGGCAACGACGAGCCCGAGGCCUCUGUCGAGGUGAUCACAGAUGAUGACAUGAAGAUGGAAGAAAAAGAUGGUAAGGAAGAUGACGGAGCCUGGGACGAGCCCUCAAAGGACGACAGAGAGGUCACAAAGAAAGCCGAAGCUGGAGAUAAAGAAAAGGAUUCUGGGAAGAAAGCACCCUCAUCUACUGGGGUAUCUGGUCAAGCAAAGAGCUCUUCACGAGACAGAGAUGGAAAAGCUGCAAAGGAUGAUAAGGUUGUCGGCAGCGGCAGCAACAUCAACUCCUCUCAUAACAUUUGGGUGAGCGGUUUGUCCUUCAACACCAAAGCAGCAGACUUGAAGAACCUCUUUGGCAAAUAUGGCAAGGUUUUAAGUGCCAAGGUCCUAACCAACGCCCGCAGUCCCGGUUCAAAGUGUUAUGGCCUGGUGACAAUGUCUUCCAGUGCAGAGGUGACGCGUUGCAUCUCCCAACUGGACUGCACUGAGCUUGAUGGCCAGCAAAUAUAUGUUGAAUGUGCCAAAAAUUACCCCUUCAAAAAAGAAUCGUCAAAGACCGAAUCAGAUGACAAGGAGAGUACCAGCAAAUCAAGUGAAAAGCGCAAUUCCGUAGGGACAAAGUUGUCUAGCAAGUCACAACAACCUCACAAAAAAGAUGACAAAUCUGGAGAAAAGGAAAAAGAUUUAUCCAAGGACACCAAAAGUGGUAAAUGUGAUACCAGUACUUCAAAUUCAUCCCAAAGUUCUUCCAAAAGAGAUGACAGAUCCUGUGGACGGUCAAAGAGUCCAGGCGGUACGGUGGAGGGAGAUCAGACCAAAGGAAAGUCAAAUUUUAUAAAAACAAAACCUUUUAGGAAAGCAAGAUAUUUUGAUAAGCCUUUUGCUCCUAUGCCCAUGCAAAGACGUCCUAAAUGGCUGAUACCCCCUGAAGAGCUGGAGAUGUUUAAAAACAAACAACGGUUUGUCAACAAGGAGGGCGGCUUUGUUCCUUUUGCGAAGAUAAAGGAGCAGAGUAUGCGUGAACGGAUGGAGCGUACUCGUCGGGCUACAGAGAUGCGCAGGCACCGCGAAAUGAUGGAACAGGCGCGCCGUGAUCGUGAGUGUGAAGAGCGGGAGAACCUCUUCCGUGAACGCCAGAGACUGGAGAUGGAAAGGCAAAAGCUGGAGAGGGAGCGCUUUGAGAGGGAGAAGCUUGAGAGGGAGAGAAUCCGAAUAGAACAAGAGCGGCGGAAAGAGGCAGAACACAUGGCACGCCAACAAGAGCUCAGACGACAGCAGGAGCACCUCCGUUAUGAGCAAGAAAAGAGAAACCUUAAAAGAGGCCGUGAUGUAGAACAUGGUCGGCGAGACAAUCCAUACUGGAAUGGCAACAAGAAGGUUUCGGCUGAUGCGCCCGAUGCUCGUCUUAAUCAAGGCCCCAACUUCAACAGGCCGCAGAACCGAUUCACCAACUUCAACACCCGCCAAAGGGGCCGCUUUCCACAGGCUGCUGUUGAGCAGACAAACACGUUUGACAGGCGCAACCGAUUUGACGGUGAGCCUGAAGCAAAGAAGAGUCGACUAAAUCUUCAGCGAGAAGGCACCAGCUUCGAGCGGUACCCCAAGAAUUUUGAAGCGGUGCGCCGGGAUGAGCCUCCUCCUUCGCGCACUGACCUCCGCGACACAGACCGCAGGGAUCGAGACGAAAGGCGGCCCAUCCAAAUGCACAAUCGCCCGAUGGGGUCCAGGAUGUCUGGCAUGACCCACACCCGCUCCCCCAGGGAGGGAGGCCACGGGUGGAAGGAUGACGCCGACAUGAAUGCCAACAAGGGCGAGCUACGCGGCCCCAUGCGAAUUCGUACGGAGCGACCUGGUAGAGACGAGCCCGGUCCCACACUUAGAGGAAGUUCUUCAGCCAGCCGAGGAAGAGGAUCUUUUAAUGAUCGAGAUGGCGGAAGAGCCAUCGUGAUGAAUAACCAGGCUUUCAACUCGGGCCGCCGAGUGGUGGUGCAGCGUCAAAGCAGGGAGCAAGGCAUGAGGAAGGAAUGGCAAGGUGGCUCAGCUUCUCAAGGAGGCGGAGGAGGAAGCAGCUUCUCUGACAAUCGCAGGAUGAGCAACAGUCGCAGCAGUAUGAUGUCGCCAUCGUCUGGUCACUCAUCUGGAAUGAGUCGCAUCGUCCAAAUCACCAGCAGCUCCAUUCCCAGCGGUGGCAGCACAGGCAACUUUAAGACUUUCAAAGGAACACGGCAGUUCUAAUGUUGAUCACAUCGAACCAAUAAAAAAGGAGGACCCUCUGCUGCAUUUUAUUUUUUAGAAUAUCUUUUAGGUGGCACAAACGCAUUGAUGGGGUAAAGACUUUUUAUUUUGUAUAAAAGUAUUCGUUAUAGUUUUGUUCUGACAUUUCCGCUUUGUGCGCAACUUGUAGAUUGUCAUAGGUCUGUAACGUAUUAUUUUUUUUCUUCAGUUGUCAUUUAUUUUUGUUUUUUAUUUUAAGGCAAUUUGUGCCCUCCUACCCCCACUUUUGAAUUAUUUGCCAUGUGGCAAAACAAGAGUUGCUGUCAUAACGUGUUUUAUAAAAUGAUGGAGUUAUAAUUUAGACUACAUGCAUACCGUUUCAAAACUGUCAGUUAAUGCACCUGUGAACGAAAUAAAACAUAUUGACUGUUUCCAUCUGA